AUGAUAUCAGAAACCACUUCUAAAAGAGACUUAUCAAAAGAACUACUUGAAAUCUACAAAAAAGGAUGCGACAACUACGAAGAUGAUCAAAUAAUAGAAGUAGAAGUAAACGAAUGGCUCAAAACACAUAAUGAACCACUAUCACAAAUCUUCAAGAUGAUAUUUGAGCGAAGGGACGACGAAACAAACUACAAAACUCUUCUAGCAUUUAUGUAUUGCCUGGGAAUAGGAACGGAAAUUGAUAAAUUUGAAAUGUUUCGAUAUUAUUCGAUUGCUGCGGAACAAGGGGAUCCG
This is a messenger RNA of Ambispora gerdemannii, 294 nucleotides long. The record is from the annotation of a GenBank genome assembly. NCBI's taxonomy places the organism in Eukaryota, Fungi, Glomeromycota, Glomeromycetes, Archaeosporales, Ambisporaceae.